Oryza brachyantha (malo sina) is the source of this 2237-nucleotide messenger RNA. RefSeq names its product transcription factor PHYTOCHROME INTERACTING FACTOR-LIKE 13-like. The transcript has 9 exons. Gene Ontology annotation, molecular function: protein dimerization activity. The coding region runs from base 119 to 1315 and encodes 398 amino acids. The record is from RefSeq and is a predicted model, not a curated record. NCBI's taxonomy places the organism in Eukaryota, Viridiplantae, Streptophyta, Magnoliopsida, Poales, Poaceae. Gene Ontology annotation, cellular component: nucleus.
CCCAACUCUUCUUCCAGUUCCAUUCUCCAUUCCCAAAGAUCCCACCUCUGCAGUGCAGGAAGGAAGCAACAAGUGCAACGAGAGCCCGUCAGAGAGGAUUUUGCGGUUGCGAGGCACCAUGGACGGCGAGGGUGCAAGGCCGGCGAUGACGACAUGGAAGAGGCCCUUGCUCCCGGACGGCGAGCUGGUGGAGCUGCUGUGGCAGGACGGGGCCGUCGUCGCGCACGCGCAGCAGACGCACCAGCGAUCGUCCGGCGGCGUCGUUCAGGCGGCUGGCAGCAGCGGCGUCACGGGCGAGGAGACGGCCGUGUGGUUCCCGGACUGCGGCGGGGGCGGCGGCGACACGCUGGGCAUGGACAGGGACCUGUACUCGCAGUUCUGGCACAGCUUCGCCAAUGUCGACGGGCACGGGGGCAGGGGAGCGGCUGCCGCGCUCGCGCUCACGCCGCCGCUGCCGCCGGCCAGGAGCGACGGCGUGUCGAGCCGUCUCGACGAGGCCGGCCGGCUGAGCAUCUGCGGCAGCAACGUGGUGACGACGCCGGCGCUCCCUGCGGACGACAACAUCGACGACGGCGCGCCGCGGCCGCAGCCCGACGCGCGCGCCGGCGCGUCGUCGUCGGGCGGGUCGGGGAGCUGUUCGCUGUUCAAGCGGGGGAGGGACGAGCUGGACAGCCGCAGCGAGGAAACCGACUUCGAGGCCGUCGGCGAGACCCCGCCGUCGAAGAGGCCGGCGACGAAGCGCCGGACUCGCGCCGCCGAGGUGCACAACCUGUCGGAGCGGAGAAGAAGGGAUAGGAUCAAUGAAAGGUUGAAAGCAUUGCAAGAACUGGUGCCUCAUUGCAACAAGACCGACAAAGCAUCGAUACUUGAUGAAGCAAUUGAGUACCUGAAAUCCCUGCAAAUGCAAGUUCAGAUCAUGUGGAUGACUACCGGGAUUGCACCGGUGAUGUUACCCGGUGCUCACCAGCUGAUGCCGCCGAUGGGGAUGAGCUUGAAUACAGCAUGCAUGCCUGCGGCGCAAGGCCUGAAUCAGCUGCAGAGAGCAACGAGUUACAUGAACAAUCCUCCGCCAAACGAGAUGCCUCAGAUCCCAUCUCCAUCUAUGAAUUCACCCAGUGUUCCAAACGAGAUGCAGAAUGACAAUCACAGCCGUGUGCCACGAAAUCCCUUUCUUCACCGUAAUCAUACACUAACAGCAACACCUCAGGUGCAAGGUCUAUUUCCCUUUGGAUCUCAAGCUGCAGAACAAAAUGAGAUUCAGCAGUUACUCUCUAGCACUGGCAUUCCAUCUUCGUCUGACGGGACCGUAACAUAAGCAAGAUGCUUCGAUGUGACCAAAAUGCAAGCAACUAAAGGGAGAUGAACAAAGGAAACCAGAACAACUGGUCCUACAAGAAUGAUUUGAUUCCAAGAUGCAGUCUGUGUGCUGUGCUGUGAGCCUGUGAGGCCAGGGGAUUGUCAUGCAAGUCUGAAGCUUUGGGACACCACUCAGAAGUCAACACGUGUACCCCCGAGAUCGAUCCCGAUGCUAUUCUUAUCUGAAGAGUAUAGUGAUCAACAUCAGCUUUCUGUUUCUGGAAGGAUUUUUUGGUCCAUGGGAGAUGAACUGGAGGAUCCCUUUGCAUAGAAAAGCAAGACAACAGGAAGAUGCUUCUUAUGAUGCUACACUUAUGGAGAUGACAUUGCCCGGCAACAAUCCUGGUUCUUGUGGCUGUGGAUCCAACUCGAGCCGGCAUCGCAACAGCGGCACAAGAAUACAACAGUGGCAAUUUCACUCUUCUUUUUGCUGAUGUUACACCCCUGUAUGCCUCAGGAACAUGCAUCUAAUGAUUUUGGUUGCUACUGGAUGAGCUGAUAAACAUGGCCAUCUGCUCUUCAAGAUUGCACAUGGUUAGAAGCAGAAAGAGAACAUAGGUAGACUGAACCAUGUGCAAUUCAGAUAUGUGGCACAUCAAGAUCAUUAGAAAUGCGCAGACAUCGGCAGAAAUUUUGCUCCUGAACCAAGAGCUACCACAUCUGUAUCCCCUGGGAAUCGGUACUCAUUGCCAAAUCGCCGUUGCUUUUGCCUUUCUCAUGAUCUUGACUGUAUUACUUGCAAGUUGUAACUAGUAGAAUUCCCUGCCCAAUUGAGCAGUUAGACAGAGUACAGCAAAUAUGAUAUUGCAUUUCUUUGUACAGCUAUAAUAACAGUAUCUGAUCAAUCUCCAUAAUUAUGAUUUGGACCUUGCACUGUUGCA